Messenger RNA from Daphnia pulex (common water flea), 1522 nucleotides. Its product is annotated as galectin-4-like. The record is from RefSeq and is a predicted model, not a curated record. Gene Ontology annotation, molecular function: carbohydrate binding; galactoside binding. The transcript has 8 exons. Bases 232 to 1458 code for a protein of 408 amino acids. Lineage: Eukaryota; Metazoa; Arthropoda; Branchiopoda; Diplostraca; Daphniidae.
UUUUUUUCCGGUUUCGUCAACACUCAACCCGUAUUAGGUUUAGCUUCACAAGUCACGACAUCCAAAACAGGCAGCGUCAUGGUUCCGUGAUAUUAUUUUGUUUUUUAGCAGACGUUCCAUAGAUUUUGUUCACUACCUGUAAACUUUGUAUUUUCCUGUGUUUCCGCCCACCAUCGAAUAUUCCUUUUGAAACACGCCAUUUUUCUCUGACGAAAGAAAGAACAAGCAAAUAUGGCUGCUACGUCCAUAGCAAAUCCGCAAAUGCCUCUUUUGACACCUAUCCCAGGCGGUUUCAUGCAUGGGAAAAUCGUAAGAAUUCAAGGCUCACUAAGUCCCUCAGCCCAACGUUUUGCUAUAAAUCUCCAAUGUGGACCCAAUACAAAUCCACGUGAUGAUUUGGCUUUACAUGUGAACGCAAGAAUCCACGAGCGCGCUGUUGUCAGGAAUUCUCUCGUCAGUGGUCAAUGGGGACCUGAAGAGCGACACGGUCCCACAUUUCCAUUUGUGCCUGGACAAGGAUUUGAAAUACUAAUUUUGGCAGAAUCCAACAACUAUAAGAUUGCUAUCAACGGUCAACAUUUUGCAGAAUUUCGCUCUAGAACUCCAAUGGAGCGUGUUUCAUAUUUAUCGGCCGAUGGUGAAAUAAUGAUAUCUAAGAUAAACUUUGAAGGGGGUAGUCAUGGGAUGCCAGGUAUGCACGCUCCGAUGCCCGCUCCGAUGCCAAUGCCCAUGCCCAUGCCAGGAAUGCCUCAACAACACUAUCCUGCUCCCGGGAUGCCCCAUCAACCUUAUCCCGCUCCAGGGGGAAUGUAUCCGACGCAACCAGGCAUGGGCUAUCCAACGCAACCGGGCAUGGGCUAUCCAACGCAACCAGGCAUGGGCUAUCCAACGCAACCUGGAAUGCAUCCAGCUAAUUAUGGACAUCUUUCUCCAAAAUCAGCCCCCUAUCCUGAUCCCUACGCACCCAAUCCUGAUCCGUACGCGCAGUACCCGAAUCAACCCGCUCACGGCGGUAGUGCCGGUUCGGGCUCAGGAUUGAGCGGUUUGAUAAAUAAGGCUUCCACAGCUGUCGCUGGCCUUGGACUGGCAUCUGGAGUAACUGGAAUAUUGGGAUCUCUUGCCGGAGGAGGACAUCGCAGCAGUGGUUAUCCCGCUGCAGGUUAUCCUACGGGUUAUCCGGGUCAACAACCGGGAUUCAUGAAUCAAGGAAGUGGAGGGGGCGGCCUUCUCGGUGGUCUUGGUACCGCAAUGGGUGCGGCUGCUUUGGGAACUGCUUUGCUCAAUCCCAAAAAAGCUGCCAAGAAACAACAUAAAGCACAAAAGAAGGCGAUGAAAUACGGGAUCCCGCUAGCUGCAGUGGGGGCAGUGGGGGUUGGCGCCUACGGUCUUCACCAUGGAAUGAAACAUCACGGAUAUCAUGGUCGCAGUUCCAGUAGCUCGAGCAGCUCCAGUGAAUAAGAAUGCUCCAUAGUUUCUUAUUACGUAUAGGAUGUGAUGCCAUAUACGGUUUUUCUGUGUGAAA